AUGAUGCUUAAAUUCUUUCUCACCGUGGUACUUUGGUUUCUUUCCACUAAUCAUUGUUACUCAGCGGGUAUUUCGGACAAUAUUGUUUAUGCUGUCAAUUGUGGUGGUGAUGCUCAUACAGAUGAACAUGGAAUCAAGUAUCGUAAAGAUAAUCUCAAAGCUGGUAUAACAUCAGACUAUGGCCGAAAUAUUCCCAUUCAGCGUGUAGCAAAAGAAGAUCAAAUUAUUUAUCAAACAGAACGGUAUGAUCUAAAAUCUUUUGCAUAUGAGAUAGAAGUAACUGAUGAUGGAGAUUACGUAUUGUGGCUAAAAUUUGCCGAAGUUUGGUUUAAUUCUCCCAAUAUGAAGGUAUUUGAAGUUAUACUGAACGAUGAGCAUACAGUCAUUGAAGAUUUAGAUAUUUUCACAAAAGCUGGAAGAGCCACAGCACACGAUGAAUACGUAAGAGUUCCAUUCCAAAUUAAAAACGGACGGCUUGUUGUCAAAGGAAAAAGUACGAGUUAUAAUGGAAAAUUAAAAGUCGAGUUCCAACGGCUGGAUCGAGAUAAUCCCAAAUGUAAUGCUCUUAUAAUCUGGAAAGGAAACGUUGGACAAAUACCAAAACUGCCGCCACUACCACAACCCGAAGCUUUAGAUGAUACAUUAGAUCAGGAUGAAAAUGAAGAACCACCCUCUAUAGCAACAAAACAAAAACGUCAUUUAAAAACAUCAGGACCAAAAGUGGCCGAUCCAUACUCGGAAGAUCAAUCGAGUUCACUAAUACCAUUAUUCAUUGCUAUUGCAUGUGUUAUUCCUAUUAUAUUUUGUUUAUGUCGUUUAUAG
This is a messenger RNA of Didymodactylos carnosus, 822 nucleotides long. The record is from the annotation of a GenBank genome assembly. NCBI's taxonomy places the organism in Eukaryota, Metazoa, Rotifera, Eurotatoria, Philodinida, Philodinidae.